This is a messenger RNA of Helobdella robusta, 411 nucleotides long. RefSeq lists its product as hypothetical. Lineage: Eukaryota; Metazoa; Annelida; Clitellata; Rhynchobdellida; Glossiphoniidae. Gene Ontology annotation, molecular function: RNA-DNA hybrid ribonuclease activity; nucleic acid binding. The coding region runs from base 1 to 411 and encodes 136 amino acids. Gene Ontology annotation, biological process: DNA replication, removal of RNA primer. The record is from RefSeq and is a predicted model, not a curated record. The transcript is spliced from 2 exons.
AUGGCCCUCAAUCAUACCAUAAAUGAGACCAUCAAAGAAUACAUGAUUUUUGCUGACUCGCUAUCCAGUUUGAUGGUAAUAGAAAAUCAUAAAGCCAACAACCCACUAAUAACACAAAUUCAAAACUCUAUAAAUACACAUAUGACAAUAAAUAACAACAAGAUAAAAUUUGUGUGGAUACCGAGCCACAUAGGAAUAGAAGGGAACGAAAAGGCCGAUAAAGCUGCAAAUCUGGCUCAUCGCCUCCCUGUCUCAAACAUACCAAUACCAUACUCUGAUAUCAAGGACUCCUCCAAGGUGCGAAAUAUGUGGAACACAGCUCACAAUUUUCCAUAUAAUCAUAGUGCAAAAAAUACAACCAACCCAGAUCAGAAUUCAAUAUCUCAGCAAAUAUGCAGGAAAUUUUUUUAA